Messenger RNA from Solanum dulcamara, 1084 nucleotides. RefSeq names its product embryogenesis-like protein. The record is from RefSeq and is a predicted model, not a curated record. The coding region runs from base 117 to 590 and encodes 157 amino acids. The transcript has 2 exons. NCBI's taxonomy places the organism in Eukaryota, Viridiplantae, Streptophyta, Magnoliopsida, Solanales, Solanaceae.
UUGGGCCCAAACAAGUUGAACACCCCAUCAAAAAUCACUAGAUUGGGGUUUAACCACCAAGAACAGCAAAAGGGUUUUGCAUUUUCUGGCAGCACCAUUUCUUUGGGUCAAUCAAAAUGCAUCGACGUUCAUCAAUCUCUCUCUGUAAAUCGCUUCUCAGACACCCUUUUGAGAAAUCAACAAUACCCAAAUCUUAUUUUUCCUUAAGAACUCUUACAUCUCUCUCAAAUUCAUCCUUAAACCUCACGAAGACCCGACAUUUUCUUGGUCCAACGAGUUCAAAUUCAUCAAACCAGCUCGUAAAUUUCCAGAAUAUAAGGCGAUAUAGUGUUGACAGUGACAGAGAAGUUGAUAAAAUCAACCUCAAGUUUGCAGAGGCAAGAGAGGAGAUAGAAUCAGCCAUGGAAUCUAAAGAAACUGUGUAUUUUAAUGAAGAAGCUGAAUGUGCUCGUGCUGCUGUUAAGGAAGUUCUUGAUUUGUAUCAAGGGUUGUUGGGGAAGCUUUCAGAGAGUGAAAAGGGGGUGAUUCAAAGGUCUAUGGGGCUUAAGAUUGAGCAAUUGAAGGCUGAGCUUGAGCAAUUGAAUGAAUGAAUGAUAGGAUUAGUGUUAGCGUGCUAAAUAAGGGAAGAACCUUCACCAUAACCAUAUGAGCUUGCAACUGUCUCAAGUCUACAAGCUACUUUGGGCCAAGGCACUUGUCUUCUGUCUGUCAAGAUCUUAAUAAUUACAUUCAGCUUGCUUGUUAUACUUUAAGUAGUCCUAGAAAUGUCGUUCAUUGAUCUAGAUGUUUGAACUUCUUCCGUUCUUUGCUGAAUUGAGCAAGCGAAUUUGUGUGAAUGAUGCCGUCAAUGAAAAUGGAUGUUCUCCUUUCAGAAUAUCUCAAAGUUGUGAUCGACAUCUGAAGCGUGUUUCCCAAGUGCUAAAAUUAUAUGAACAAUGUUGUGCCACCUAUUUGUAUUAUUGUAUACAUAUGAACUGAUUUUGGUAAAUUCAAUUUAGGCAGCGCCAAUCUUAUAAUCGCUGCUGUACUGAGGUUGUUGGGAUCGAUAUAUAUUCAUUAUAAAUGGUAGCUGGAAUCGUUUUAA